Alnus glutinosa is the source of this 591-nucleotide messenger RNA. RefSeq lists its product as uncharacterized. The transcript is spliced from 2 exons. Lineage: Eukaryota; Viridiplantae; Streptophyta; Magnoliopsida; Fagales; Betulaceae. The coding region runs from base 1 to 591 and encodes 196 amino acids. The record is from RefSeq and is a predicted model, not a curated record.
AUGGCUAAACAUGAAAGGUGGGAGCGAUCCAAUCGCCUCAGCUUAAUGUUUAUGCAAUCUCACAUUGCCAAAGGCAUUAGGGGUUCUAUCCCUGAAUGUUCUAAGGCUAAGGAUUUUUUGAAAGCCGUUGAAGCACAGUUUGUGAGUUCAACUAAAGCCAUGGCCAGCACUCUUAUGAAGAGACUAUCAAGUCAAGCCUUCGAUAGUUCCAAAAGUGUGUGUGAGCAUAUCAUGGAAAUGAGGGAUAUAGCAGCUCAAUUAAAGUCCCUUGAGGUUGAGAUUUUCGAAUCCUUCUUGGUCCAUUUGGUUCUCAACUCUCUUCCUCCUCAGUAUGGUCCCUUUAAGAUUUCAUACAACACACAUAAGGAUAACUGGUCAAUUAAUGAACUCUUGACCAUGUGUGUUCAAGAGGAAGAGAGAUUGAAACACGAGAAACCAGAAAGUGCUCACUUGGUUGCUCGUGCUAAAGCAAAGACUAAGAAAGGCAAGGCUGCCCACCACUCCAAGAAAGGAAACAAGGUGUCAUUCAAAGGGAUUUCUCAAAACAAGGAAGCCAAUAAGAAGAGUGCAACGUGUUUACUCGGGAAAUAA